AUGAGCUACCUCUCGCGGCCUGUGAACGGAAUGCCCGGCUCUGGGGCAGAAGGCCAGUCCCCUCACCAGAGGUUGAGCCGGUGGAUGCUGGACAUUUCCGGGGACCGGGGUGUGCUGAAGGACAUCGUCCGAGAGGGUGCUGGCGAGCUGGUGACGCCGGACGCGUCCGUGCUAGUGAAAUAUUCUGGGUACCUGGAGCACAUGGACAAGCCUUUUGAUUCUAAUUGCUUUAGGAAAACUCCUCGGCUCAUGAAGCUUGGAGAAGAUAUCACACUUUGGGGCAUGGAGCUGGGCAUUCUGAGUAUGCGGAGGGGAGAGCUGGCCAGGUUUCUGUUCAAACCAACCUAUGCCUAUGGAACACUGGGCUGCCCGCCCUUGAUCCCCCCGAAUAGCACUGUCUUGUUUGAGAUUGAGCUGCUUGACUUCCUGGAUUCUGCUGAAUCAGACAAAUUUUGUGCCUUGUCAGCGGAGCAACAAGAUCAAUUUCCACUUCAGAAGGUCCUAAAAGUGGCAGCUACUGAACGAGAGUUUGGCAACUACCUUUUCCGCCAAAAUCGUUUCUACUAUGCCAAAGUGAGAUAUAAACGGGCCUUGUUGCUUCUCCGCCGGCGCUCAGCACCCCCUGAAGAGCAGCACCUGGUGGAAGCUGCCAAGCUGCUUGUUCUCCUUAACCUCUCCUUUACGUACUUGAAGCUGGAACAACCCACUAGAGCCCUGCACUAUGGAGAGCAGGCUCUGAUUAUUGACCAAAAGAAUGCCAAAGCCCUCUUCCGGUGUGGACAGGCCUGUCUCAUCAUGACUGAGUAUCAGAAGGCCCGGGAUUUUCUAGUCCGAGCCCAAAGGGAACAGCCUUUCAAUCAUGACAUCAAUAAUGAGCUGAAGAAACUGGCCAGCUGUUACAGGGACUACACAGAUAAAGAGAAAGAAAUGUGCCAUCGAAUGUUCGCUCCUUAUGAUAAUGGCUCCACAGUAGAAGAAAAUUCAAGAUUCUUCAACUAACUGCAAGCAAGAGAAGUGAGGCUGCUGGAGUUCUCCCUGGUACUGGUGGG
This is a messenger RNA of Artibeus jamaicensis (Jamaican fruit-eating bat), 1049 nucleotides long. RefSeq names its product FKBP prolyl isomerase family member 6 (inactive) (gene FKBP6). The coding region runs from base 1 to 999 and encodes 332 amino acids. The transcript has 9 exons. Gene Ontology annotation, molecular function: protein binding; peptidyl-prolyl cis-trans isomerase activity. NCBI's taxonomy places the organism in Eukaryota, Metazoa, Chordata, Mammalia, Chiroptera, Phyllostomidae. The record is from RefSeq and is a predicted model, not a curated record.